This is a messenger RNA of Amblyraja radiata (thorny skate), 1270 nucleotides long. It is a transcript of the gene rpp40, whose product is annotated as ribonuclease P/MRP 40 subunit. Bases 29 to 1120 code for a protein of 363 amino acids. Gene Ontology annotation, molecular function: ribonuclease MRP activity; ribonuclease P activity. Lineage: Eukaryota; Metazoa; Chordata; Chondrichthyes; Rajiformes; Rajidae. Gene Ontology annotation, biological process: tRNA 5'-leader removal; endonucleolytic cleavage in ITS1 to separate SSU-rRNA from 5.8S rRNA and LSU-rRNA from tricistronic rRNA transcript (SSU-rRNA, 5.8S rRNA, LSU-rRNA). The transcript is spliced from 8 exons. The record is from RefSeq and is a predicted model, not a curated record. Gene Ontology annotation, cellular component: multimeric ribonuclease P complex; ribonuclease MRP complex.
CGCGCGGGGACACGUUGCGGGGGGGAAGAUGCUGCUGCGCGGGCUGGGCGGCGGCGCGCGGCACGUGGCGGUGUGCGAGCGUUCGGACGCCACGCGCGGCCCCGACUCAACCCGGCGGCGCGUGGACGCGCAUCACUACAACCACCGCGUGUCUAUUUUAAUACCGGAAUGUGGAAUGGUGCCGCCAGCCAUCACUGCCAUCUGCAAAUCGUUGGAGAAUUACUAUCUAAUGAAGCAGUUACCGCUCCAUGAACUGCUUGCUCCUGAAUUCAUCAACACAUUUGUGAAGAAAGGUAAAUGCUAUGCGCUGUCGUACAACACCAGAAUAGACGAAGACAAUACAGUGGCUCUCCUUCCAACAGGGAAGCUGAUUUUAUCAGUAGACAAGGACACGUAUCAGGAGAUGGGGCUGGAAGGACAACCAUCCAAAUACUCCCACAGGACCGUGAUGAGAUACAUUGUUACGGUGCAUCUGAGUGAAGCCUCCUUUGUUCCUGGUCGAAAGAGGUACGACCGGGUCCUGUGGGCACUGCGAGAGAAGAAGCCUUUAAUCUUUGACCUUUUGAUGUCCUGCGAUUCCUCAGCAGGUGGAAGAGAGGAGUCGUUGGCAUCUUACUUCACCCAGUACCAGUGCCAGGCUUACCAGCCCAAGCUGUCAACCCGUAUAUUGAAUGGAACACCCUGUCCUGUGCUACUCAGCAGUGAACUGGAUGGGAAAGACUGUGAAUCAUGCAACUCACUCGAGUUCCUGGAUUGGCUGGGUGCAGUCUUCUGCGACAUUGACUGCAAUAAUCAGGCAGACAGCUUCCUGUCUACGUACUGUUGCCCUGAACCCAACACCGUGGUGGAUAAGGCAUGUCUAUGUACCAUUACCGGCUUUAUCAUUCCGGAAGGAAUAAAUCGCUUAUUGGACCAGCUGCGGCUGUACUUUGAAGAACCGAAGCUGGCCCAGUGGCUCAGUAUGACAGUGCACGGCUUUGCAGACAGCCCAGUGUCCUGGGGUCAGAGUGAACAUGGCUACCACAGAGGAGGAGAGAACCUCUACAAUGUUGUUCUGUUCAGUAAUCAGGAUCGCUGGUUGCACAUGGCAGUGGGCACACAGAGUGACUGUCCACCAUAACCCUCUGAACACCAUCUGCCUCCAGCUCCCAAGUCCAACCCCUGGCGAAAGGAAGAAUUGACAUGGGCGCCAUGGUGGCGCAUCGGUAGAGUUGCUGCCUUGCAGCGCCGGUGACCCGGGUUCCAUCCUGACUACGGGUGCUGUCGGUAU